UAUCCUAAAAUAAUCAAUAUAUUUAACCUCAUUUCAGCCAUAGACAAGAAAAGUCUGGAACAAGUAAAUGCUGAUUUUAAAAAAGCGAUAUUACCAAAUGUAUUAUCCAAGCUACCUGAAAUAGGAAUCACAGUCGAAGAAUUAAAAUCCUUAUAUUUCGGAGAAAAAGAAGUGUCAGAGGAAACUCUGAUGAAUUAUGCGAAUUUCUUAGGUGAUGAAUUUUUUACACGCGGCAUACUGGAGGUAGCUGAAAUACAAAAAUAUACUGGUGAUUACAAAUCGACAUAUUUGUAUCAUUUCGAUUACAACAGCGAAACUUCUCUUAUGAAAACCAUAUUAAAUAUACGCCUUCCAGGUGUUUGCCACGCAGAGGACUUAUUUUUCCUAUUUUGUCCAGAAAUUAGAAAAGAAUUUAACUUAUCGCUACCCAGAUCUGAUUCAGACGAUUAUAAAAUUAUAAAUUAUUUAACACAAAUGUGGACGGAUUUCGCUAAAACAGGAAAUCCAACGCCUAUUACAAAUUUAUGGUUACCAUUAACAGGACCACAAGACGAAAACUUUAAUUAUUUAAACAUUGAUGUAGAUUUACGAAUGAAAGUUUUUCAUAAAGGAAAAGAACGAUGGGAUUGGGGAAAAAAUAAAAACAAGUUAUAAUCUAUAUGUUAAAAUCUUGCCUAUAUAUUAAUGUUUAAUUUUUCUUUCAAUAUAUCUUUAUAAAGGUAUUAAACCUCCAAACGUUAUUUGCUUUUAUAUAAAUAAAAUUAUAAAAGAAAAAAUUA
Messenger RNA from Pogonomyrmex barbatus (red harvester ant), 779 nucleotides. RefSeq names its product juvenile hormone esterase-like. Lineage: Eukaryota; Metazoa; Arthropoda; Insecta; Hymenoptera; Formicidae. The record is from RefSeq and is a predicted model, not a curated record.